This is a messenger RNA of Saccoglossus kowalevskii, 2022 nucleotides long. Its product is annotated as snake venom 5'-nucleotidase-like. The record is from RefSeq and is a predicted model, not a curated record. NCBI's taxonomy places the organism in Eukaryota, Metazoa, Hemichordata, Enteropneusta, Harrimaniidae. Gene Ontology annotation, molecular function: 5'-nucleotidase activity; metal ion binding; nucleotide binding. Gene Ontology annotation, cellular component: plasma membrane. Gene Ontology annotation, biological process: AMP catabolic process.
AUGUAUCUGGAAUUAGUUAUUCCGGUAUUAGUUAACGUUUUGCUCACUGUAUCCGCGCUGGAUUUGGUCAUCAUACAUACAAAUGACAUUCAUGCACGUUUUGAUGAGAGUGACAAACGGGCAGGAGACUGCUCUGAAGAUGAGCACCAAGCAGGAAAAUGUUUUGGAGGUGUUGCUAGAAUCGUAACGAAAAUCAAUGAAUUGAAAGAACAACACGAUAAUGUAUUGGUCCUGGACGCUGGAGAUCAAUUUCAGGGUACUCUGUGGUUUUAUCAUUACCGUGGUGCUGCCGCUGCUCACUUUAUGCAGACUAUAGGGUACGACGCGAUGGCACUUGGGAAUCACGAGUUUGAUAACGGUAUUGAUGACUUAGUCCCAUUCCUCGAAUCUGAUACUCCGGUAUUCCCUGUAUUGAGUAGCAAUAUCGAUGCCGUUGACGAACCAAGUGUCCAAGGCUUUAUACAGAAUUCCACCAUCAUAACACUCACCAAUGGUGAACAGAUUGGCAUUGUGGGAUAUACCACAAAGGACACACCGAAUCUGUCAAAACCAGGUAAUCUAAUAUUCAAUCCUGAAGUUGAAUCAAUCCGCGCCGAAGUAGAACGUUUGAAGACUCAAGGAGUUAAUAAAAUUAUUGUACUUGGACAUGGUGGAGUAAACAAAGAUAUGGACAUUGCCGGUAUGGUUGACGGAGUCGAUGUUGUAAUUGGUGGUCAUACCAAUACAUUCUUAUAUACAGGUGAGCCUCCUUCGAAUGAGGAUCCAUAUGACACCUAUCCAAUAGCCAUACACCCAGGCGAUGACGUCACACGUAAUGUACUAGUUGUGCAAGAUUACGCAUAUGGCAAGUAUUUAGGUUAUCUACAAGUGACCUUUGACACCGAUGGUGAAGUCAUCGAAUGGAGUGGAAACCCAAUUCUGUUGGACAAAACUGUUGAACAAGACCCAGAAACGCUUGCUGAUGUUCUGGAAUGGAAGGAACCAAUAUAUGAAAUGCAGAAUGACAUCAUCGGAUCUACACGUGUCUAUUUGGACGGUGAACGGCAGCAUUGUCGAACUCAAGAAUGUAACCUUGGCAACCUGAUCGCUGAUGCAAUGGUUCAUCAAAACAUGAAACACCCGGAUGAGACUAAAUGGGCUGACGUUACCAUCGCUCUCAUGAAUAGUGGGGCGAUUCGAAGUUCUAUUAAUGUAGACGAAACAGGAUUUCAUUCCAUCACUGUCGGAGAUGUGUUGAACGUUCUGCCGUACAGAGAUACAUUUGACCUAUUGGAAAUCAAGGGCAAGUCUUUACGUGAGGCUUUAGAACAUUCCGUUUCCGAGAUCAUUCCCGAAGAUCCUCAUCCCAGAUAUUUCCAAAUGUCGGGACUGAUCGUGACCUAUGACAUUGAACGGCCCGUUGGCGAACGUGUUGUCAAGGUGGAGGCGAAAUGUACAGCUUGUAGAGUGCCAGAAUUCCAUCCCUUGGAAGAUGAGGCUGUCUACAAACUUGUGUUACCAACAUUCAUAGCCAAUGGUGGAGACGGGUACGAUAUGUUUGUAGACGACAGGAUAUCAUAUCACAUUCCAGGCGAUUUGGAUACAGAUGUUUUGAUGGAGUACAUCACGACAAUGUCUCCAAUUACUCUCGGAUUGGAAAAUAGAAUCAACUAUGUUGUUGGAGGUAACCCGUGUAACAUAUCUAGCACUGCGUCCUCCAUGCAACAGUCAUCGUCCGCAGAAAAGGGACUGAGAACGACAUCUAAACGAGCAAUAACGAGUGUGGCGUCUCCCCGACGAGAUUCACGAGCCACACUGUUACAUAACAAAUUUGCAUCGUUGCGUAUUUCACGUGGUGUGUAAACCAGACGCCUUGAAGCAAAUCAGAAAACUGCCGAAAUCACGAACAUUAUAUUCCGAUGACAUAACGUAUUUUAAUUUCAACGAAAACUCGAGCUUAUAAUCCUCGUUUGAUAUUGCUUUUAAUUUGAAUUCAUUUAGUAUAUGCAUGUAUGAUAUUCAAGUUAGUUAAUGGCUGAUACU